Pyrenophora tritici-repentis Pt-1C-BFP is the source of this 447-nucleotide messenger RNA. RefSeq lists its product as uncharacterized. NCBI's taxonomy places the organism in Eukaryota, Fungi, Ascomycota, Dothideomycetes, Pleosporales, Pleosporaceae. The record is from RefSeq and is a predicted model, not a curated record.
AUGUCCGCAGCCGCUGGAGCACCUCCACCACCGCCGCCUCCCCCGCCGCCCGGUCCACCAGAUCCACCCAACGACAGCAACCCGUUCGAGAAACUCCCCGCCGAACUGCUCCUCAUGAUCUACGAAUACGCAGGUAGCAGAUGCCUGCCAAACCUAGCACUCGCCAUCUACCCGACUCUACAGCGUCACAACAUUGCGCCCGUGCUCACCAUCGACACCCUCAUCCGCAUUAUUCGUAAUCCAAACAGCACCUUCAGUCCAGCAACUAACUCGGCUUUAUCUGUCAUACCGACUGAGCUCUGGCUGCAGGUUGCGCAUUAUCUGGAGCCCGCUGAUCGUCUGUCUAUGAUAUUCGCUCCCUUUGGCCCGUGGUUCAGGGUGCCAGUCACGAGGGAGACGCAGCAUAGGCUGACUAUCUGGAGUCGGAGGUACAGGAAGAAAGGAUGA